UUGUUGGAUGAUCGUGUAAGAGUUGUAAGAAGAAUAUUUUAACUAUAAAACACGCUUUUACACAGCUGUUAAUAUAAGAAAUCUGAGAAAAUGCCAUACGCUAAUCAACCAUCAGUUCAUAUUUCAGAUUUAACGGAAGAAAAUGUAAAAUUUCAAGUAGAGGAUACAGAAUUGAGCGUAGCAAAUAGUAUGAGACGUGUAUUUAUUGCCGAGACACCUACCAUGGCUAUUGAUUGGAUACAAUUGGAAGCUAAUUCAACUGUCUUAAGUGAUGAAUUUUUAGCUCACAGGAUUGGAAUGAUACCAUUAAUAAGUGACGAUGUUGUUGAUAGGAUACAAUAUACAAGAGACUGCCAGUGUAUGGAUUUUUGUCCAGAGUGUAGUGUAGAAUUCACACUUGAUGUAAAAUGUACAGAAGAUCAAACGCGACAUGUAACCACUGCAGAUUUUAAAUCCAGUGAUCCAAGAGUACUUCCUGUUACAUCCAGACAUAGAGAAGAUGAUGCUAGCGAAUAUGGAGAAACCGAUGAAAUCUUAAUAGUGAAAUUAAGGAAAGGACAAGAAUUGAAAUUAAGAGCAUAUGCAAAAAAAGGUUUUGGAAAAGAACAUGCAAAAUGGAAUCCUACCGCUGGUGUAAGUUUUGAAUAUGAUCCAGACAAUUCUAUGAGGCAUACGUUAUUUCCAAAACCUGAUGAAUGGCCAAAAUCAGAAUAUAGUGAACUAGAAGAAGACCAAUAUGAAGCACCAUUUAAUUGGGAGGCUAAGCCAAAUAAAUACUACUUCAAUGUGGAGAGCAGUGGAGCUUUAAAACCUGAAAAUAUUGUAAUGAUGGGCAUUGCAGCAUUAAAAAAUAAACUAUCUAAUUUGCAAACACAAUUAAGUCAUGAGGUUCAAAGUGAUGCAUUAAGCAUUCAUCAUUGA
Molecule: messenger RNA, 921 nt
Organism: Eufriesea mexicana
Lineage: Eukaryota; Metazoa; Arthropoda; Insecta; Hymenoptera; Apidae
Gene: RpII33
Product: RNA polymerase III subunit RpII33
Exons: 5
Coding region: 91-921 (276 amino acids)
Biological process (GO): transcription by RNA polymerase II
Cellular component (GO): RNA polymerase II, core complex
Molecular function (GO): protein dimerization activity
Source: RefSeq, a predicted model, not a curated record